This is a messenger RNA of Clarias gariepinus (North African catfish), 5610 nucleotides long. RefSeq names its product alpha-kinase 1 (gene alpk1). Lineage: Eukaryota; Metazoa; Chordata; Actinopteri; Siluriformes; Clariidae. The record is from RefSeq and is a predicted model, not a curated record. Bases 471 to 3875 code for a protein of 1134 amino acids. Gene Ontology annotation, biological process: protein phosphorylation. The transcript is spliced from 14 exons. Gene Ontology annotation, molecular function: ATP binding; protein serine/threonine kinase activity.
UUUGGUGGACGUUGUUCACUCACGAGAGCGACGUACGCAAGUGAGUCUCUUUCAGUGGAUAGAUCCUUAAAUUGGGUUAUUAGGUUACUACGUACAAUCCGUCAAACAUCUUUGCAAAGGUUUUGUGAGGAGUGGAGGAGUUUUUAAACCAAAUAUUGAAGAAAAAGACUAUGCGGAUAUCUAGAGGGGGGGAAAAAAAGCGACUCCGGUGGGACUCGAACCCACAACCUUUGAAUCACUUCGCUAGUGCUUUGCCUAGAAGUCCAAUGCGCUAUCCAUUGCGCCACGGAGCCGUGAGUAAGAGCUCGUGAUCGGGACAGAACCCGGAAGUGUGGCAAUAUCGAAAUAUACAGCAAAUGUCGGAAAGUACACAAGCAGUAGAGGCUGUAAACUGAUGUGUGUGUGUGUCAGAAGAUCACUCUUUUUCCUUAGUGUUACAGCGGUGAAGAAACUUGAAUGCUGUUGAAGUUAUGAACACUCUGGAGUUAGCAGCACAGCUGGAGGAGUGUCUCCACCUGGCCAGGAGAGACAUCACUGCAGCGGACAAGGAGAUGUUCAAGAAUGCCAGAGGUGUGCUGUCAGCCGAAUUGAACACACUUCUGCAGGAGGCGGUGGACAUGAAAUGGCCGUUUGUUGAGGAGAAAUGGCAGUACAAGCGUUCCGUGGCAGUAGAAGACAAAGUGAACACUACAGAGCUCAUUGGAAAACAUCUUCCUCAGUUAAUGCUCUUCCUCAGGGCAUCCAUCAUGGCUGCCGAGCCAGCAUGGGCAAUGUCCGUCAUCUUUCUCCUAGACCGCUUUCUUUACUGGAUGGACGGCUCGCACACACUCCUGAAGAUCGCCAAAGCACUACACAUGCGCUACCCAGAUACCCAAGUCGCCCCUCAGAUUAUCAUUCGACAGGCCAGAGUCUACCUCAACACCGGUAAACUACAGAAAGCAGAGUACAUACUGAGCAGUUUGAUCAAUAACAAUGGAGCAACUGGGUGUUGGAAAUACCAGCGGGAAUGUGAUCGGAUUCUCGUUCAGUCAGUCUGCGUGCAAGUACGGGGACAGGUGCUACAAAAGCUAGGUCUGUGGCUGGAGGCUGCAGAACUCAUCUGGGCAUCGCUUGUCGGUUUCUAUGUGCUGCCUCUUCCUGAUAAAAAGGGUAUUGGAGCAUCUCUUGGGCUUCUUGCCAACAUCCUGAACUCCAUGAACGAAAAAGACUUUGCUACAUUUCAGAAAAAGCCUCAUAUUAACCUGAGUUAUUUAGGAGACUGUAGUCAUCGGCUGCUCUGCGCAGCUCAGGCUGCCAAGAUGGCCGCCGUGUACAGCCAGUUCAGCUCUCUGUUUGCACUUACCCAUAUGGUUGCUCAAGGAACUUGCCUCCUGUCCUACAGUUUUUCCAGCAACUGUCCUGCUCCAGCUAAGCACACAUAUCUCAAUUUGGCUAAAGAAGCUUUUGAGAAUGGUUUGCUAACGAAGAAAGACAUUAAAGCGGUCACAAGUCAACAGGAACUACAUACGCUCCUCCGAGCAGCGUACAGCUUAGCCAUAACCAACAGGUGGCUGUUUGGUCUGAGUGCCCAGGUUAAUGCGGCUGUCCAGGCUUGCCAGGAAGCUGUGGGUCUUUUUUAUACUUACUGCUUUAAAGACGACUCUGAUAAGAACCUGCUUUCUUCCAAAGUCAUGGCAAAGCUACAGCUUGUUAAGGCGCUUCUCAAGACGAAGCCCUACAAAAAUUCCGACCCGCGUUCGUUUAUCCCGGAUAGUUAUCGUGCCAUAGAGGACAGACCUAUCCCCUUCACCAUGGACGAUUUCGCUAAGUUAUUGGAAUGUUUUCAAAAGCACCACAAAUCAGUGUGUGAAGCUUUUUCCGUGCAGAGAUGUGGAGUAAAGAAACAGGAUGCAGGUCAUGCCGACUGUAUCACAGCGUUUCUAACAAGAACAGAGUCAUUUGCUACAGAAUGUCAUACUACAAGCCAUAAAUCAAGCGAAAACUUUUCGCCGGAAUUCUCAGAUCGGCUGGUGGAAACCAUCCCUGAUACAAUAGAUUGUGAGGAAAAGAAGCAAGGUAAAAAACGUCCAAAGGCUGAAAAAACAAGAUUGUCUGGAGGAAGCAGCAGUUUAGGAUCUUCAUGGACAUCCCUGUCUGAUAUUGCUGCGACUUCACCAGUUCUCGUUGAUCCUUUCUGUUGCACAGAUGUAGACGAUGACAAUGAUGGAUUUGUCAGCAAGCAUAAGAGAUGUAAUUAUCCUGAAGACAAAAGUGCCCAAACUGCUAAUGCUAGCAAUCAAACCAGAACAGAUCUAUCCCUUCAGCCGAUCAGCAAUAAUCUGAAGACGAACAUGCAAGAGCUUUGCAUUACUUUGGGGAGUGAAGACAACAAGGAUGGAUGUACAGGGGAUAGCAAGUCUAAUGUUAGCCAUCCAACCAGCACAGAUUUUUCCUUUCUUUCUAGCAGUAGCCAUGGACGGUCAAAUCAAACACUUUGCACCACCUUGGGAAGUGAAGAGAACUAUCGAAAUAAUUAUGACGGGACCGACAAAAAGACAGGAACUUCAUCCGAAUCCAUUAGUAGCUUGGGUUCUUCAUGGCAAAGCGUCUCAUUUUCCAAAUCACCUCACUUUGGAGACUUAACCGAGGCCUUCGAGAACAAGCAAGCAGCCGAUCAAAACUGUGACACGUUACCAAGCGAGGGCGGCCCUGCUAGUUCCUUUGAGUGUCUUAACCUCAAUUCUUCAGCAUCAUUUAUUCAAAAAGAACACUUUAGCUCUUCCUUCCAGACAGGAAAUGAUGCAAGCAAGUCCCAGACUGGAAGUUUAGACCACAAACAGUCCUUACCUUCUACUGAGUUUGACUCGUUUGAAUUCUUGCAGGUUGACGAGCCCGAAGCAAAACAAGAAAACUCAGCUGCAGCGAACAACCCUAUGAAAGGCAACAUAAAGGGUUCUCCUCCUGUUGAAAAUAAAGACGAUGCCCAUAAACGUUCUCACAUGGCGUCCAACAAGAACGACACCCCUUUUUCCAAUAUGAGUUGUCGGAAUGGAUGUUUUCAGGGUUGCACCAUGGGAAGUGUGGUUUUGUCAGAGCAGGACUACAGAUCUCUACUCUCUGGAGUGUGCCAGGGAUGCCUACUGAGGAGGCUUCCGGACAAGCCAUUCCAACUUAGCCAUUACAACAAAGCCUAUAGUGCACUUUUGUUAAAAUACUCCAAGACUACGGACUCAUGGACAGCCUGCGAGACGAACGUGUUUGUGGGUGAAGUGCUAAAGAUGGACGUUGAAGGAAAACAGCGAAAGGCAUUCAGAGUCCAAUAUCUACACCAGGAAAUACUAUUGGGAAGUUAUGUAGGAAAGGAGUAUUUGAAAGAAAGGAAGAUCGACACGCACCUGGGCGAUGUGGAAAGACAGAUGACGGCUCAGUUUUAUGUCAUGGAGUUCAACAAGCGUCUUUAUGAGAGCAACAUCACCACACAGAUCUUCUACCUUCCCUCUGAGCUACUGCUGCUCCUGGAGUCUGACACCAUCAUAGCCUGUGUUUCAGUAGAACCGUACAUGCUGGGGGAAUUCGUGAAACUCACUAAUAACACGACGAAAAUCAACAACCAUCAUUCGACCACGGAAUACGGCAUCGCGUUCGGACACUUCACUUAUGAGUUCUCCAACAAGCAAGAGGUGGUGGUAGACCUGCAAGGCUGGAUGACGGCAAAUGGGAAAGGACUGAUGUAUCUUACGGAUCCUCAGAUCCAUACGCUCAGGAAGCCCAGAUCUGUUAAUAACUUCCACCAAAAUGGUAUCAGGAAGUUUUUACAGGAUCAGCACGGAGAGCACUGCAACUCCAUCUGUACGAGGGCUGCGCUGCACACACUCCCAGUACUAAGUGAAAAUUAACAUGAUUAAAUGAUGGAACAGUUUUUAUAGUUAAGCCUGACCUCGAGUGUGAUACUGUUUUAUACUUUUAUGUCAUUAUAUUUUUUCAAUAUACUGUAUGUUCAUUUAACUAGUUAACCUCAACUGGUGGGACUGACUAACCGUGACUGGCAGAGCUGGCGACCGACAGUUAGAGAAUUUAACAGGGGUGAAAAUAGUUUUUCUUACAUAAUUCUUACCGGUAAUAUGUAUCCAAAAGGUAAGGAAAAUAGACCAUGGAGAUGGUGGACAGUCCUGAGAAACCUUUAUACUUUAUAUAUUCCACUUAUUCCGUUUUGUCCAAAUUUCAGCUCCGUUAAAUACCGGAUUCCUGGAUUAAAUCACAAAUAGUGAUAAAUGGAAUGUUAGUGCACUAUGUAGGGUGUAUAAUCCCUUGUGCCACGCACCAAGUAGUGCUCUUGAUCUGGGGUUGGAGAGGGAUUGGGGAAUCAGUCUUGUGUCAGAAGUUAAUUGGCUUGGUAGCUCGUGUUAAAGAGACAUGAAUGAGGGAAAAAAAACUGUUAAAGGGAAAAAAAAUUGGGGGCAGGGAAUCUGGGAAAGAAAAAAAAACGGACAUGGGACGUGAGGGAAAAAAAACUGAAGAAGAAAAAACAGGACAUAGGAGGAAAAAAAAUCUAGACCACAUGACUUACUCCUGGAACAAUGAAUUCUUCAAGCUUUUAGGAGCAUUGCUGCUACCAUCUUGACUAAAUCGGCAACGCUGGAGAGUCAAGUUUUGCGAAACAAAAAAAAAAAAUCCAAUUUUUCCUUGAAUUUUUUUCCCAGCUUAAAUUUUUUUCCAUUCAUAUUUUUUUUAGCCUCGCAUUUUUUUUCAAGGUGGAAUUUUUAUUUUUCCUCCAACGUUUAUUUUUUUGCACCCAUGUCCCUUUAGGGGCUCAGUACCGGUUCAGAUGCAAUUCGGAACGACCUAGCAGCAAUUAUUAGGGAGAAAGUGUUGUAUAAGUUAAGAUAAUGUUAUCAGAUGUGUUUUCUUGCUGUAAAUGGUGCUGUGAGUGGUGGUUUUUAGCAGGCAGCUGCUCUCCACUCUUUCUAGUAAUGCGGACCAUACAGACCCGUGACAUAUAGUUAAAUGUCCCAGUGCUGUUAUGCUCAAUAUCAGAACUAACUGUUGUGUAAUUAACUAUAUAUCAGGAUAUCUGUUUUGUGUUUUUUUUUUAAAGACAACAUUAAAAGCUACCUGAGCAUAGAUAGAUAAAUGAAUAGAUGCAUAGAUAGAUGGAUGUACAUAUCUACUGCGAGUAUUGAGAGUACGAGGGCUUUAACUGAGAAAAACUACAUUCUGUUACAUUUCCUGUAAAUGACUGGGAAUAUUGCAAUCACUUUAAGUGUUUUUUUUUACUCAGUGUGUUAAUUCUGUCUAAUCUUUCAGUCAAUUUUCUCAUAUACACUAAGUUUUUAAUCGGGGGCAUUGGUGGAUCAGUGUUAGGUUUCUUGCCUACUAUGCAGAAAGCCCAGGUUCAAUUUCCAGCAAAUACCCAAAACCCCAGGCACUGGAUAAAAUGGGUGGGUUGCAUCAGGAAGAACAUCCGGUGUAAAACCUGUGCCAAGUUGUUUUGCGGAUCAGUUGGUCCGCUGUAACGACCCCUCAACGGGAGCAGCCAGAAGACUAACAACAACAACACUAUUUUGAUUCCCGUUUUUGAUGUUCAAUCAAUUUUUAAGAGAUUUAAAUAAAAGAGGCAUAAAGCAAAUUAAA